This is a messenger RNA of Homarus americanus (American lobster), 2679 nucleotides long. RefSeq lists its product as uncharacterized. The record is from RefSeq and is a predicted model, not a curated record. The coding region runs from base 1082 to 2137 and encodes 351 amino acids. Gene Ontology annotation, biological process: regulation of transcription by RNA polymerase II. The transcript has 3 exons. Gene Ontology annotation, molecular function: DNA binding. Gene Ontology annotation, cellular component: transcription regulator complex; nucleus. Lineage: Eukaryota; Metazoa; Arthropoda; Malacostraca; Decapoda; Nephropidae.
CUUGGCGGCGCCCUUCAGAGAUAGAACAAUACCAAAUGGAUUGAGAAGCUGUGUGUGUGUGUUUUCUGUGGGGUACAUCUAAAGUCAUAAUGUAGGGUGUCCGUUAGUGUACUUCUUACCGGUGUAGCAGCCCACAUUAACCCCCCGCCAAACUAUACCCGGGGUUACAGUGGGCUAGCCCAAAAUAUACCCCGGGGUAUAAAAUAGUCCAGGCUAUAUUAUACCCAGGGGUAUAUUUUGGGCUAGACCAGACUAUAUCUCUCCUGUCCAGAUUAUACCUCCAUGUGUUUUUCAUAAAUAAGGUAACUCGGGGGAAUAAUAUACUGGAUUUAGUAUUAAGUAAUAGAUAAAAUACAAUUACAAAUUUAGAAAUUGGAGAAAUAUUAGGAAAUAGCGAUCACAAAGUCAUCAGAUUUGACCUUAACUUAACAAAUGAGAAGAAAGAAAAUAACAUAAUUAUAACAGACUUCAGAAAAGCAAAUUUUAUAGGUUUAAGAGAUAGGCUAAGGAAUGAGGUGUGUGGUGGUAUUACCCGACCAGGGCCAGAACAAGUGAAUUUAGGUCCCGUGGGAGAGGUCGGAUUAUUUCAGAAUGACCAAGAAGGAAAUACGUCGGGUCGUGAGGAUGAAGCAUCUUAUAGGCAUUAAGAAAGGUAUUUAUAGGAGAUUAAAAAGAGGGGAGGAGAAUUUGAGGCAGCAAAUCUAAAAGAAAUUACGAAAUGAAAAUUGCUAAGAAAUCGAAAUUAAAUCUGAAAAUUACUGAAUACUUAAGUUUUUAAGUUAAUUUAAUUCCAAGUUUGUAACACUAUGAAUUUAUAUGAUGGAUUUUAUAAGUUUCACAAUGUGUUAAUAAAUUCUUUGUUCAAACAGGGCAAAAUAAAGAAAGCAUUAUCCCUCUGUAAGGUGUAAUGUCAGGUCAGGUUAAGUGUGAGGUCGUCAGAGGGUAGACUGAGGUGCUCUUGCUUUUGUCUGUCAUUGUGCCUGAGGCUUGUGACUGGUGUUGUUCUGUCUCCUCUAAUUAGUGUGCAUAUUUUUUUCAGUUUUAUUCAUAAUUUUUUCAAACUUUCACAAAAAAAUCUCUCAUGGAUGAUCAACUGUACAACCAGAUUUUGAACUUCUACUCCAGCGCUGACCGAAAGUAUCCUCAGCAUGUCUAUGACCUGGAUCCUGCCAAGCGUGUGAAUGUAAAGUGUCAGUUUCGUCAAACAGCAAAGCCAUUUCGUGCUGACAAUGGCUCUCUCUUCCAUGGAGACAAGGAGAUUCUUGUCAAAACCCGUGUGCCCGGCAUUCUGAAGGCCUGUCAUGAUAAUCCAGCUACAGGAGGGCACUUUGGCAGAGGUAAAACUUUCCGUAAAAUAUCUCAGCGAUAUUACUGGAAAGGUAUGAAGAAAGAUGUACAAGAAUAUGUGAAGGCAUGUACGAAAUGUUUCGUCAGAAAUCCCAAAGUCAGCAAAGAAGCUCCGUCACUCAACCCCGGUCAGUGGGUGGCUCCGGGAGACGUGGAGACCGUGUUGUGUGAGGAGAACGACGACAAUGACAACCAAGACGCCAACUCCGACUCCACGUCCUUCACCACCGACCACCUGGUGCUCACCACCGUCGACGGCAAACCCAUCAAGGAGGAGAUGGUGGAGUGGAUGGACGAAGAAAUUGACGGCAGUGAGGCGGCGACGGAUGGUGACACCGUGACCUUAGGGCGUAAUUCUUCUGCCGCGGCGACUGCCUCUACUACGCAGUGGAGUGAGAAGAGCCCGAGAAGAAAAACGAGAAAAGUCCACCACAAGCCACUUGACAGUCUGCCAAUCCAAAUAAAAAAUGUAUCUGGCAGUCAAGGUCGAGCUAGGGGACCAGCUAGUUCACAAGACCACAACAAAGACCAAGAACAUUCCUCGUCAGACACUGGCGAGUCCACCUUCAGGGUCCGAGGUGCUGCUGGUUGUCACACUCCGGACACCAAGCCAAAAGUCUCCAUGAAACAUGAAUACGUCAUGAACGAGGAGGAGGAACUCUUCGGCAGGUAUAUAGCGGCAGCCAUCAGGAAGCUAACCAACAAGUCAAAGUCUCUGGCCAAAAUGAAGAUCCAAGAAGUUCUUUUUAACUUGGAAGAAUUGGACAGAAACGCCCAGGAAGAACAGUAAAGACUCACAAAAGAUGGUGGAAUGAUGACAAUAUACUGUACAGUGAAACAUCUCAAUGGUGACAGUUUAUAGUGUAGUGGGUAAACACUGCAGUGACACUUAAGAGAGAAAAUUGUCAGGGUUUUUCUCACACCAAACAUUGAAAUACUGUAAUAACUAUAUAAAAAAUUAACUUUUAAUUAUUUUUUUUUACAAUAUAAAAGAAAAUUCAGUGUUGACAAAUGUAUAAGUAAAUCCUCUUAGGGACAGAAAGUACGAGUUUUAAGUUUUAAUUUUGCCAAGACCGCGACAAAAUAAACCCCUGAAUAUGAUGCAGUAUAUUUCUUAAUUGAAUACUGUAAUCAAUCUCUUUUUUUAUUUAUCAUAUCAGUACAAUACAAGGAAUUCCAUACAACUCCAAUGAACUUGUCACUCAUUAGUCCAAGUUUAUACAUACUGUACACGAACUUGAGUAAACCCUGGACCUAAUGAACUGUCAAGUUUAUUAGUUGGAAGCAUUCAACCGAGCCAUAUAUUUAAGGAAUAAAAUAUAUUUAAAACCA